Molecule: messenger RNA, 769 nt
Organism: Acanthoscelides obtectus
Lineage: Eukaryota; Metazoa; Arthropoda; Insecta; Coleoptera; Chrysomelidae
Source: the annotation of a GenBank genome assembly
AGACAUGGAAACGUCUUAAGUGAACCAUGCACGGUCAAAUUUAUUUGCAGAUAUGAUGUUGUUCAUCUGUGUUAAUAUUGUCAAGAAAUGUGUAGUAAGGAAGAUAUCUUGGCUUUAAUGAUAAUUUCUGAAGUGUGUGAUGAAGACGAUAUAGAAAGUAAAACGCGUAAGCCAAGAACAUGGGUGAAAAAAUGGCUUUUGGAGAAGGAAACCUUUUCAAGUUGGAGAUUGUUGCCUCACCUUAUAGGAAGUGAACCGGUAGAUUAUAAAAAUUACUUCAGAAUAACGUUUGAUGAACUUCUCUACAAAGUUGGACCUUUUAUAACGAAACAGAAUACUUUAAUGAGGGAAGCUAUUUCGGCAGAAACAAGAAAAUUACUCUCCGAUUCCUAGCAAAGGGAAAUGAUUUUGAAGACUUGAAGUUUAUUUACGCAGUUUCUCCACAAGCUAUAGGAAAAAUUGUCAUUGAAGCAUGUAUUGAAAUAUUGUAUUAUGGAUACACCACAGUCAGUAAAUGUAACCGGAAGCAGCGGUUCAUCGCAAGAUGGGCUUAACAUGGUACCUCUUAGGUCAUCACAAGCCAGAAAUUCAACUGAAGGAAAAACAAGAUGCGAUGGCUAGUGGAGUGAAGAAUCUCGCUCAGUCGGCUGAACAUUUGAAAAGCGUCGGAGCUGGGGAACGCGAGGAAGAUGAUACAGAGUGGCAGGAGGGCUUGAGAGAUAUCGAGUGCGAAAUGGGUUCCGAAUUGCCAUCUUGUGGAAAAUCGUAG